This is a messenger RNA of Engraulis encrasicolus (European anchovy), 4188 nucleotides long. RefSeq names its product phosphatidylinositol glycan anchor biosynthesis, class N (gene pign). Gene Ontology annotation, molecular function: mannose-ethanolamine phosphotransferase activity. The transcript is spliced from 29 exons. Gene Ontology annotation, biological process: GPI anchor biosynthetic process. Lineage: Eukaryota; Metazoa; Chordata; Actinopteri; Clupeiformes; Engraulidae. The record is from RefSeq and is a predicted model, not a curated record. Gene Ontology annotation, cellular component: endoplasmic reticulum membrane. Bases 512 to 3307 code for a protein of 931 amino acids.
UAUAGUAUUAAGUCAUUUGAGACUGAACUGUCUCACAAACUGGCAUGAUAUGCAUAAUUAAUGUAUGAGCAUUCUGGAAAGUGUCCCCUGUCAAAUGUGAAAACCGUAUCACACUACACUACCCAAAAUGCCUUGCUGAUCAAGGUCAGAGGUCGGUAAAUAAGGAAGUGUGGAACUCCGUCAGUGCGGAGCGGAGCAGUUGAAAUUUCUUCAUGUUAAGCUGAUCAGGAAAGACAUAUGUCAAGGGGGUUGCCUUUUAAGUAGUUGUCCUAAACAAGAUUAAAGCAUUUGGUCACUCUUGACUGUACUAUGCGGAGUAGCUGACGUUUCAGGUUCAGGAUAAUGAUGUUUCGCGUUUACGUCUCCGAAGGCUUGUAUAGUCGAGUGUCACUUCAAUGCUCGCGGUGAUUUCCAUUCAUUCAAACAGUUCCAGCUUGCCACGCUCAAGCUUUCAUGCUUGACUGUAAAGAGAAGCGUCUGUAUCAGGGCCAAGAGGCUUGUACGCGUAGGCAUGAGGGUGGCGACCUUCUUCAUCGUGGGUCUCCUGGUCCACGUCGUCUUCUUCAUUUCCAUCUUCGACAUCUACUUCACGUCCCCCCUGGUGCACGGCAUGACCCCCCAGCACGUGCCCCUGCCUGCCCCGGCCAAGAGGCUGGUCCUCUUCGUGGCAGAUGGGCUGCGGGCGGACAGCUUCUACAAACCUGAUGUUAAUGCCACUAUCAGGGCACCUUUCCUCAGGAGUGUGAUGGAAGAGAAGGGGACCUGGGGAAUAUCCCACACCCACGUGCCAACAGAGUCCCGGCCUGGUCAUGUUGCUCUGAUCGCAGGCUUCUAUGAGGAUGUCAGCGCUGUGGCCAAAGGUUGGAAGGAGAACCCAGUGGAGUUUGACUCUGUGUUCAAUGAGAGCAAACACACCUGGUCUUGGGGCAGCCCGGAUAUUUUGCCAAUGUUCGCUAAAGGUGCCACUGGUGACCAUGUUUACACAUAUACCUACCCUGCUGAGAGUGAGGACUUUGCUUCAGAAGAUGCCUCAAGGCUGGACCUGUGGGUCUUUGAUGAAGUGAAGGCCUUCUUCAACUCUGCCAAAGGAAAUGAAAGCUUGUUGUCAGAACUCCACGAAGAAAAGAAUGUAUUUUUCCUUCAUCUGCUCGGGAUUGACACAAAUGGCCAUGCGCACAGGCCAAUGUCAAAGGAGUAUUUGGAGAAUAUUCUGCUGGUUGAUACCGGAGUGUCGGAAAUCGUGUCGUUGGUGGAGGACUUCUUUGGAAAUGACGGACGCACUGCAUUCAUCUUCACAUCGGACCAUGGCAUGACCGACUGGGGUUCCCAUGGGGCGGGCCAUGCCUCUGAGACCCUCACCCCUCUGGUGGCGUGGGGAGCGGGCAUACAGGCGGCAGAGAGGACCCACGCACAGCCCUACCAGGAUCAGCACCAGGAGGACUGGGACCUUGGCAGACUUAAGAGGGUAGAUGUCAAUCAGGCUGACAUAGCCCCAUUGAUGUCCUCUCUCAUCGGAGUUCCCAUCCCUCUGAACUCUGUUGGUGUGUUGCCGUUAAACUUCCUCAACAACACCCAGCACUUCAAGGCUGAGAGCAUGCUGGCCAACUCCAUCCAGAUUCUAGAACAGUUCAAGGUGAAGAUGGCUCACAAAAAAGAAACCACAUUAUCCAUUUUCUUCACCCCAUACCCGAUUUUGACAGAGGAACAGCAGGAGCAGUUCCUGCAGCACGCUAAAUCCCUGAUCCACAAAGGACUGCAUGAGGAGGCGAUCUAUCUGUGUGGGGAGAUGAUCGUGCAGGCCCUGGACGGGCUGUCCUACUACCACAGGUACGACCGCUUCUUCCUGGGUUGCAGUGUGGUGCUGGGCUUCGCGGGAUGGACCUCCUACGUGGUGCUGGUCAUCCUGAAGACUCACGCCAGCUUGCGCAAGCCACCCGGCAACAGAGCACUGAUAUCUGAUGAGAGACUGGGGCGGGUGUUUCUGUGCAUGGGCCUGACCAUAGUGGCCUUCCUGCUGCUCCAAGCCAGCCCCUGGACCUACUACAUAUACUGCCUGCUGCCCGUCCCCGUGUGGCAUGCUGUGUGCAAAGAGAUUGGCACUCUGACAGACGUGAUCAGGUCAGCUCCCUCCCUGCCUCUUUGGAAGUGCUUUGGAUACUUUCUGCUGGUAGCAUGUGGCAUAGAGUUACUGGUGGUGAGUUUUUUCUACCGAGCCAUGCUGAGCCUGGGGCUGCUGCUGCUGUCUCUCUGGCCCUUCCUCUCCGGCCUGUACGCCAAAGCACCGACCAGAUCCUUGACCUGGGUCCUCAGCUGUGUGUGCCUGGCAGCGUUUCCACUAAUGCCUGUGGUUGGACGGGAGUCAAACGUCCAUCUUGUGACGUGUGCUGCAGCCCUCACUCUCUUCAACACCAUUUCCUAUUUGGUAUCGACCAGGAGCUUGUCACCACUACCCAGUAAAGACAAACAGCUCUUCAUAUGCCAGAUGGUGCAUGUGGCCUUGUGUGCCUACGUGCUGACCAGUACUCACUUCAGCCUACAGCAGAAACAGGGCCUACCUCUCUUCAACCAGCUGGUCAGCUGGAGCACUCUAGUGGUGUCGUUCGUCGUGCCCCUAUUGAGUUCCACUCGUCUGUUCCACCGGCUCAUGAGUAUCCUCCUCUCCCUGGUCUCCACCUAUCUCCUCCUCAGCACCGGGUAUGAGGCUCUGUUUCCCCCGGUGCUGUCCUGGCUCAUGUUUGUCUGGAUCAACAUGGAGCAGGAGGCCAUGACCGCAGCGGCCUUCAGCAAGCAAGAGCUCCACAGAAUAGACUUCUCCGAAAAUGUGGACAUCGCCAAGAUCAGGCAGCUGAAACUGGAUGAUAUCAGGCGAUCUUACUUCUUCGUAUUCUUCAUCAUUACGGCUUUCUUUGGUACAGGAAACAUCGCUUCUAUUAACAGCUUUGACCCAGCUUCAGUCUACUGCUUCCUCACCGUCUUCAACCCCUUCGUCAUGGGAGGACUCAUGAUGUGGAAGGUUUUAAUUCCAUUCGUCAUUGUGAUGUGCACCUUCGAGACUAUACAGGUCUCAACACAGCUUUCCUCCAGAAGCUUGUUCCUAAUUGUCCUGGUCAUCUCUGACUUGAUGGCUCUGCAUUUCUUUUUCUUGGUUAAAGAUUACGGGAGCUGGCUUGACAUUGGCACCAGCAUCAGUCACUAUGUGAUUGUGAUGUCCAUGACCAUAUUCCUGAUGAUCCUGAGUGUGAUGACGCAUGUGCUCACCUCAAAGAGGAUGUUGGUGGGGAGGAAACUGAAGGUGCACUUCAAAUGAAGAGAUGGACUCAAGCCACAGCGCGCGCACGCGCUAGCGCGCGCGCGCGCGCACACACACACACACACACACACACACACACACACACACACACACACACACACACACACACACACACACACACACACACACACACAUACACACACACACACACACACAGUUUAGCAGCAUGCACUGUUGGUUUCAGCUGGGGUGCUAACACACAGUUCCAGUAAGUGAGCAGCACUGAUGAGAGGAGAUCUUCUGGGGUGAGCGCUCAGUACUAUUCUGAGUGUGCUGCUGAGCUCCCCAGGGACCGCCUGCCUUCUUCUUCUUCUUCUUCCUUUGUCAUGGCUAUGUAAAUGUAAAUGUAAAUGUACUGAGGUGGCACAGAGGGAAUGCCCCCUAUACCGCUCCUGGCCUGGUUGCAGGAUUUGGAUGGAUGAGUUGUAUUCAUCUCGCCAUAGUGAAAAUGUUUUUUUUUAAUUAUUAUUAUUAUUAUUGUUGUUGUUGUUAUUAUUAUUUAUAUGUUGGGUGGAAAAUAACAUAUUUGUAACCGUAGGUAGGGGUAACAUGAAUGUGUAUUAUGUGGGGUUUUUUUUUUUUACUUGGACCGGAGUGGAAGAACAUCUAAUAUUCACUGUAAAAUGUAACUAGUAACAAUUAUCAAAAUUAUGUUCAGACAUCGUUACACUAGAAUGACAUGGUUACUCUGUGGUGUAAAGGUAGCUCUAUAGUUUUGCAUAAUAUGAAGGUGGUUUUGACUCGACUGUUCAAAACUUCUACUAAACGGUUCGGACGAAGGUCAAUUUGGAUUUCAUUAAUUAUGAUGGUUUGGGCAUUGUGAUGGUAACUCUAAUUUUUAAAUAAAACCGUUGGCUUAUAUGGGAGUCGGGAGAUCA